AAAACGGUACGAAGGCACCGACCCCAGUUGGUGGACAAUAUGACUGAGUAUAAAUACUGCUACGACUUAGUUCUGCACUACGUUCUACAUUAUUUGAACAAAGACUUAAAAGAAAAAAAGUGAGAAUGCGAUUUACACGAUGAUCUGUGGUCCUCUAAUUUUGACUUUAGAGUUUACUUUUUAUUACUUAUUUCGGUUUAUUGAAUUUGGUCGUGGUAAAAGUAUUCCGCUUACGCCCGAUAAUUCAAAUUCGGAACUCUCCAAGGAACUAACUAACACAGGUCGUGUAAUCGUGGAAAAAUCAAUCAAAAAGCUACAGCGAGGAGAGUCCUAUGACUUUUGUCAAUCGUUUGACGACAAAAAGUUUGUUAUCGAUAAGAAUGGCAGGAUAUGCGAGCGCAAGAAGAAAGGUCGUCUGUACAGUCUAGGAGGCAACGAUCCACCAAGAAAGUGUCCACGGGGUCGAUUGGAUCGAUUGAAAACUGUAGGGACUUUCGAUAUCACGAACGAGAUCUCGCGACUCAGUCAAAAAACAAUGACUCUAAACGAACGUAUCAUCGGUAAUCAACUAUUUGCCCAGACCGUUGACGAAGUUGCUACCACUGCCAUCGGUAGUGCAGCGGAUAGCAUCGGUGCCGGGCUGGUCCCUUUUGUAGCGGCUGCUGCCUUUGGACCGGUAACCAGUACUGGCAUCGGUACGCUCGAAAAACAUCAGUUCGGCAGUGUCAGACCAAACAAUGGCCCUAUGCUGUUCAAACAAAACACUGAAGUCAUGCAUCUUUCGCCUCAUCAUCAUCUACCAUCCCAUCAUCCGCUGGUGUUGCAACAACAACAUCAGCUAAAAGCAGCCAAAAGCAGAAGCCUAAGUACGGGUUCCUACAUUACUAAAGAAUCGAGUGUUCAUUCUAGCGUAGAGAAGAUUAUCAAAUCCAAUAGCAAUUCAGACCUGAACGACAAAGCGCAAAAGACGAUCGAUACAAUUCCGAAGAACCGAUCAUUAGAAGAUAGUAGAACAAAUAAGCUCAAUCAGUCUCAUUCACCGAUGCAGCUCCGAAAACCGAUACUGCGCAAGUCGAAAAAGAUUAUACGUACAGAUUCGGAAUUUUUGAAAGGGAACAUCUACGAAAAAGAAUCUAGCCUAUCGAGUUCUCAGUAUACCCCAACGCACGAAAAACGGCGUGAUUUUGCCGGAAACCAUAGUAGUAACCCUUCUUCGGAAACGCAUAAGUCGACCGACGAAAGUUCGAAAAACAUUUCAACGGACGAAAUUGAUACAGUAUUUUCGGAUACAAUGGAAUUGGAACAGAUGGAGGUAGAUUAUAAGAUUCAUUUGAAAAAUAACCUUCAAAGAGAGUACAAAAGUGAUAGCGAUACGUUAGACGAAAUUGGCAAAAGACAGCCUGAUUACAGUACAUGGAAAAAUCAAAGUUAUGAGAAUACGUUCGAUAUCCGAGAAGAGAAAGAGCAAGAAGCGGAAGAGAGUGGGGGUUCUUAUAAAAAUGGUCAAGAGGCGACGACGAAAGACGAAGUGCAGUUGAAAAGCAUGGAGAGAAUAGACUUGCAGAAAGCACUCGGCACUGAACCACAAACUCGAAAAACUGUUGAUCGACCAACCGAACUUGAGCUUGCGACAUCCUCGGAUGGCGACAAGCAGUCCUCGGUGGAUAGUUCCUUUGGCCAUAUCUUCGAAAAGAACCUAGGUCGCUUUAAAAAAAUGAAUAAACUACUCAAAUGCAAAAGAUUCAGCACUUCCGCCUUGUAUGACAAAAAGAAUAAGUUAAACUUUAAGGAAACAAGUUUUUUUAACGACAAGUCUUCUCCAGCGAAAACUAGCACAGAAACCGCGCGUUCUCCAGCGAAGUCCUGUCUCUCACAAUCCAAGGCGUCCAUCAGUUCAUCCAAAUCAUCACUGUUCGGCACGAAAAAAUCAAAUGUAUUCAAUCUGAAAGGAAAGAAAUUUCUUUUUUCAAACUCCAACAGCACCGCAAGUGACGGAACCUCGAGGACAUCUCCUAACAAAUCUAAAUCGAGCAAUGAAAUUAGCUACUGCCGAACAAAGUCGGUGAAAAGUUCAAAAAAGUCUGUGAAAAACAAUAGUACGGCUUGUCUGAACCUAGAAACAACAAGUACAUCACCACUCGCCGAAGCCUUCUACAAUCCGACGGGGAGUGUACGAUUAAGCGCCAUGGAAUUGUACGAGAAGUUCUGUUCCCGCGAUUUCAGUGGUCUGUACAAACAUGAAAAUAUCCACAGUGACUACGAUGAUGAGCAGCACAGGUUAGAUCCGGAACACUACGAUCCGAAUCGAAAUUUGGGAGCGAUUCGGAAAUACAAACGAAAGAAUUUUAAACUGCUACGUCAGAAAAGUGAACCGAAGUUUUCCUUUCGGACCGACACGCUUUAUGAAAAUGAGGACAGCUAUGAUGAUGCAUCCUAUCCUGAUGGACAAACAAAAGAUGAGUACGAGGGUGAAGAUUAUGCUCAAUUUUUGUAUGACGAGCAAUACUAUGAGGAGGAUAUUGAGCAUUUGAGUAUAGAAAACAUCUACUAUAGAGGCAAUUUAAUUCGAGAAGAUGGCACGAUUGUGGAAGCCUAUCAAUAUCGGGACGAAUUUGAUGAAGAAGAAUGUGAGGAAGAAGAAGAAGAGGAAGAAGAAGAUUUGGAUGAACCGGAUGAUGAGUACGAUGAUGAAGAUGAAUAUGAAGAACAGGUAGGUAGACAUGGCGCUGAAUCGGAAGAUGGUAGUCUGGAACCACCUCUAAUUGACAUGGCCAGUGCAUUGGAUUCGGAUUGUGAUGAAAUUUAUUUGAUGCCGCAAAAUGAAUCGAAGAAACUGAUUAUACACGACUUUCUCUUUCAUCAUAGCAAUAACGAAUUCGAUAAUGUUGGCGAUGAGCACGAGCCUACGGGAGCAGAAAUGAGAACGCUCGAAUGUUUUGACGAACAGGAAACAUUAACCAUUUAUAAAAUCUGUUCCAAGGAAAGCAUCCCAGACUCCAAAAGUGACCUAGACAAUAUUCAAUUAAGUUCUGCAAUCGAUCCAUACUUUGUCAAAUCGGACUGUUCAACUGCCCUCGAACGAUCUAUUUCACCGGAACUCUUGAGUGAUUCCAGCGGAACACUGAACAAAUCCACAUUAACAGACUAUGCAUUUGAUACCGUUAAAAACGUGAACUUAGAUAGUUGUAGCACAUCUAGACUGAGCUUAUCAUUAAAAAGCGAAAUCUUUGAAGAAACAUUAGCAAACGCCAGAAACAAUGAAUCCUGCGAAAUAAAACAAAUCAAAAACUGGAACAUUGAAGAUUUUACGUUGACCCCAGAUGGAUCAUUGUCCGAUGAGACGAUAGAUGAACUAAUAAAAUCUCAUCUGACAGAGGAAGCGGAGACAAAUGCUGACAUAGAAAAUAACACAGAAUUAGUGACAGCACCUGAUGAAACAGCCAUUCCUUCUACUAGCGAAUAUACUAUCAUCGAUUUAGACGAAGAGCCAUACCUGCUUGACUCCAAAAUUUCCGACUUUACCAACGAGAUAACAAAGGAAUUCGAUCUAUUGUUUUCUCGAGCAGAAACAGAAUCACAUAAUGCCAGUUACUCUGGCAGCCCGGCGAAAAAAACAAUUGCAACUGAUGUAAACAACACUAAAGAAAGUCUCGAUCUACUAGAUUUGCGACCAGCGGUAAUCGAACUUCCCACUCGCCAUUCAAUGCAAAAACUUGAACCUAUUAAUCUAGACACUGAUGAGAUUAGAAUUACAAGACAUGCCGUGGACCAACCUAAAACAGAACACGAUAGUGCCAAAGCAGUAGCUAUAAAUAACAGGUGUAAGGUAGAUAAACAAAAGGCUUCGGAUUACGAUCGUAAAGCUAGCUCUACGACGACGGUAGCAGCUACGGGUGAUGAUCGUUUACGGAAAGCCCGUAGUCAAUCCUUGGGUAACCUUAAGAACAAAACCAAAUGUUUUCCAUUAUAGAAAAUAAGAAAUGCUGUAAUUAGUUGACUAGCGGUAUAGCGUCUGUGGUCAGUUUUUGUACAUUUUUUACUCUAGCUCACCAAAAUUUUGUUCGACGUUAGCGGUAGUGAAUGCUGUUAGGCGAUAAAAACUAAAGACGUUAUUAUGAUAAGCGAAAAUUUGCAGGUGGAAUAUAACAAUUCGUAAGAUCCUGGAAACCUUUUAUAUGUUACUAUUUUUAUAGUAAUAAUUAUAAGCAGCAGCAUCUCUCAUUUGCGAAAACAAUGCGUAGAAUGUAACUAGGCUUUCGUUAUAUCAUCGCCAUCUCAAACCAAAGAAAAUGUAAAUUGAGCCAACAAAGAUGAAAUGUUCUAAACUCAAAUAGCUAACCCUAAGCGCGAAGAAUGUGUAGAACACUUCUUUCCGAAAUCCUAAUAUUUAACAUAUACCACACGUCAUAAUAAAACCACAGCGAUCCGGACAUACAUUUAGUCGUACAUACUCCAAAUUAUUGGAGGAAAAUGAUACAUUUAUAUACAUAUUCCAUUUGUUGGUUACUAAUUGCUAUAUAUUUUUUGAAGAAGGAGUUUGUUAAGGGCACACAACCGAUAUGAAAGAAAAAUUCGUAUUGCCAGUCAAAAUAUAAUUGGGUUACCGGUUACUUUUCACGAUCAAAAUGAACUAUAAAUUUGUAAAACUUAAAUAUGGGUAGUAGAAGCAAAUUGAAAACAAAAGUGUGAUACAGAGAGAAAUCAAGGUUAAUUGUUGUAGUAAAAAUGGUCUUCAAAAGACGUUAGUUAAUAAUUUGUUGGAUGUAAUAUUUAUACAAAAAUAACGUUAUAAACCCAACUCGGUGUUGUUUGCUCAAAUCAAAUUUUAACGAUAGAAUUAUGCUGAAUUACAUAGCAUAAAGACACGUGGAAAAGAAAGUUAACUUUUUAACAUCUGUAAGAGAAUCCCAUAUUUUUAUAAACGAAAUUCGCUUUUAAAUACUUCUACGAAAUGUUACUUUCUCGGCGAAGCUUGUAGUUUUCUGAAGUAUUGAACAAUAUUUUAUACAAUAUACAUUUUUAAAUAAUUGUAAUAGUCUACUUCGCAAUGGCCUUAAAUUUUAAAGGAUCUCUGGACUAUAUCUAACGUUUGUCGAAUAACUUUAUUUAUCAUAUCUAAAGAAACUAAUUGAUACUUCUUAAGAAAUCGACCAAAUCUUGUUUAGUAGUUGAUAGAUACGAUUGCAAUUAAAGUACAUUUUAAAGCAUUUUGAGCGAGCAGCAAUAUAGUCAUCAGUGGAAACAACAACCAACGUUUAAUGACAUCUUUGUUGUUCCAGCUUUCAUUUUGUUCAUAAAUCAGUAGCACGAUUGAAUCUAAAGAUUUCUCGGACUCUCCUUCCGAUCCAAUGAGCAAAUAACGCCGAGUUUUUGAUCCACCAUUAUUGUUGUCAUGAUUGUCACUGAACGUUUUUAUAUCAGCGAAUAACAAGUGUAAUAUACCACGAGUUACAUGUCCAUAUUUGUAUAACCCGAGUACACACUAUUCAGACAAAAUGACAAAACAAAAAAGAAUGAGAAAAUUUUCUCUCGAAUCAAUUUCAAGGACCUGCCAAACAGCAGGCAAAAAAAUGCUAACUUUAACCAUCGAUGUGAUUUGUUAUUGUGAAACACGUGCCUGCAAAUGCACGCGAGAAACCUACUAUGAUUGUUGUUAAAUGUUAUAUAUAAUUUAUUGUUCAUCAACCGAAAAACUUGUGUUUUUCUAGUUCCAAAUUUCAACAGUUUAAACAGAUAAAUGACCAUUUCUAGAAAAUAUCAUUCGGUUAUUUCGAUCGCCAUUGUUGAAAGCAAAAAGAAGUAUUCAAAAAUUACUUUAUUAGAGCGGUUAGUGAAAUAAAAUUUGUUAGUCUCUUGCGUAUGUAUAUUUUCAAUAUUUGUUUAGAUUUAUUGUCGUUAAAAUCCGAAACACUUAUUUUUCGUAUACACGUUUAAUGUUUUGCCCGUGGGACUUCUAAAAAGUGAUUCCAGAACAACUGUAAACAAGCAAAUAACAAUAACUAAAAGCAAAUCUCACACAAAAUAAAUUUAAAGCUGAAGAGAUUUUUUUUCCGGGCGAGUGUUCAACAGAACCUCAAAGCAGAUCUCCGGAUGUUCUGAUGGAGGAAAAAAAUACAUCAAAUCUGUGAACAAAUAAGAACAAAGAAAAGUUGGUGAAAUAAAUUCCUUUUGUUACAUUUAUAUCUAGGUGAAAACAAAAGAAUAUUUUUAUAGGAAAUAAUAAAACCAUGUAAAC
Messenger RNA from Malaya genurostris, 6235 nucleotides. It is a transcript of the gene Ptp36E, whose product is annotated as receptor-type tyrosine-protein phosphatase mu. The transcript has 4 exons. The coding region runs from base 140 to 3970 and encodes 1276 amino acids. Gene Ontology annotation, biological process: protein dephosphorylation. The record is from RefSeq and is a predicted model, not a curated record. Gene Ontology annotation, molecular function: protein tyrosine phosphatase activity. Lineage: Eukaryota; Metazoa; Arthropoda; Insecta; Diptera; Culicidae.